Tetrahymena thermophila SB210 is the source of this 1568-nucleotide messenger RNA. RefSeq names its product kinase domain protein. Gene Ontology annotation, cellular component: cytosol; perinuclear region of cytoplasm; nucleus. Gene Ontology annotation, molecular function: GTPase activator activity; small GTPase binding. Lineage: Eukaryota; Ciliophora; Oligohymenophorea; Hymenostomatida; Tetrahymenidae. The transcript has 18 exons. The record is from RefSeq and is a predicted model, not a curated record. Gene Ontology annotation, biological process: nucleocytoplasmic transport; activation of GTPase activity.
UUUCAAAAUCCAAAAUUAAACUUCAUAACUUUUUAGUAUAUUUAAAGCUUAAAAAGUAGACUUGUUAAACUAUGUUAGCAGUGAACUCCGUUAGUGAAUUUGCUAGUUGUUAAAUUUCUAAUUUAGAAUCUAUAACUUUGAAACUAAGUUAAGCAACUUUUAAUGAUAAAGAAAUGCAAAACCUAGUAGAUUGUUUUGAAAAGUGCUCUAAGCUGACAUAUCUUUCAAUCCAAAUAAAUCCUUCUGCUAUAGAUGAUCAAAAUAUCAAACUAUUUCUGACAGGUAUACAAAAAUUAACCUUGUUAAAAAAUUUACAGCUUGAUUUAAAUUUAAAUUGUUCACAAAGCUAUGGAAUUUUAGAGUUAGGAUUUAACUUAUAAUUUAUGUAUAAUCUUACAGAUUUAGAUUUAAACUUAUCCAAUCAUUUGAUUUCAAAUAAUGGAGCCUUAUGCUUAGUAAAAAGUUUAGAAAAUUGUCAAAAUAUUUAAACUCUAAAAUUAUUAUUAAGAGGAGCAGGGAUUUCAGAAAAAGGAAUAGCUGAUAUUUUUUAAGGUAUUUGCUAAAAUAAAAACUUAACCUCGCUAACAAUAGAUCUUGAUCACAACUAAAUAGGAUGCUAAGGAGCUACUGAUAUAGGUAUAAACCUGGCUUAGCUUAAGCAACUUAAAAUUUUAGUAUUAGAAAUAAACUUUAAUUAAAUCAGAGAUGAAGGCAUUAAAAAUUUAGGUGAAGGAAUAAAAUAAAUAAAAUCAUUGGUUGUGCUACAUUUAUUUUUAAGAUAUAACUAUUUUACAAAUGCAGGAGUUUCUUAAUUGGGGAACUGUAUUGGUUAAUGUGAGAAUAUGUAAAGUUUAAUCCUCGAUUUUGGGUUUAAUAAAUUAUUGUCUGAUGAAAAUAAUUUUGAAUUAAUUUCCUGUCUUGCAUCAAACAAAAAUCUAAAUAAGUUGCAACUUGAAUUGAAUAGUUGUUAAAUCGAUUCUUAGAUUGCUGCUAAAAUAGGAAAAGGAUUGAGUUAAUUAUUUAACCUAAAAAAACUGACCCUUAGACUUAACUACAAUACUAUUGAAUAUGUUGGAGUUUGCCAUUUAGCUGAUUAUUUAAGUUUAUGCUAAAAUCUAAAUGAAUUGAAUUUAAACUUAGAAUAAAAUAAAAUUGGAGACUAAGGUGUAAUAGGACUGACUUCUAACAUAAAAAAAAUACAAAAUUUGCAAUAUCUUUCCUUAGAUUUAAAAAACGUUUAAUUAGGUAAUUAAGGAAUAGAAUAAUUAGCUUUAAACUUAGGAAAUCACUCUAAUCUUAUACAACUAAAACUACAUUUACAUGGAAACAAUAUUGAAGAUAAAGGAGGAUUUAGUUUAGGGUUUAACUUGGGGUUAAGUAAAAGUCUUUAGAUUUUAUAGUUAUUUAUAGGAGCAAAUAAAUUAACUGAUUUUGGUAAAAAUUAAAUGUUCUCGAAUCUUAAAAAUAGCAAAUAAUUAAUUGCUUUAAAUAUUGCUAAGAGAAACUCUAUCAAUUAAAUUACAAAAAAUAAGCUCCUUAAGAUGCUUAGACUUACAAAUUUAACUUGA